GCUGUUCUGGGGAUGUCCAUCUUCACACCCUCUCUUCCUCCCCAGGGAGUGAUACACUGUGUGGGAGCUCUCCCUCCGUGUCCAUCAAGUCGUGAUGGGGCUUACAGAGGGCACCACCAAGAAGAUGAUGAAGCAGAAGGUGCAGGACAGCUCCUUCACUUGCACGACCAGGACACAGAUGAGGCCAAGGCAGGAUUUCCAAACUGGCCAGCCUUUUGGGCCCUGCAGUUUGGACCCUUCAGAUGUGUCCCCGCACCGGGCGCCGAUGGGAGAGCGCGGGCGACGGCCGGUCGGCCCGCCGACGAGGAAGUGUCUAGCGACUCUGAGACAGAGAGCCCGUUGCUGGGGCGGCGGCGGCGAGAGGCAGCGGAGGAGGAGGUGGAGGAGACGCCGCAGGAGAAGAAGCUGCGCUUGGCCAAGCAGUACCUGGAGGAGCUCCGCCAGCUCGAGGAGGAGCGGGCGGAGGAGGAGGAGGAACUCGAGCCGGUGGAUCUCAUCGGCGACCGGCUGAAGGAGGACGUGUUGGAGCAGAGAGGCCGGCUACAGCGCCUGGUCGCCAAAGAUGUACAGUCUCCAGAUCCAGCCAGGAUCCGUGUGCUGCGGGGACACCAGCUGCCUGUUACCUGCCUCGUCAUCUCUCCUGAUGACAGAUUCAUUUUUUCUGCUUCCAAGGACGGCUCCCUCAUCAAAUGGGAGGUGGACAGUGGGAAGAGGCUGUGCGUGGUGCCCGGGGGGAAGAAGGGCACGGAGGAGCAGCACAUGGGGCACGCAUCCCAAGUCCUCUGCAUGGCCAUUUCAUCGGACGGCAAGUACCUGGCUACGGGAGACAGGAACAAGCUGAUCAUGAUCUGGGAUGCAGCCACCUGCAAGCGCCUGCACAUCUUCAGAGGGCACCGCGACGCUGUCUCGGGCCUGUCCUUCCGAAAGGGCACACACCAGCUGUACAGCGCUUCCCACGACCGCUGCGUCAAGGUCUGGGAUGUGGCUGAGAACGCAUACGUGGAGACCCUGUUCGGACACCAGGACAUCAUCACUGGGCUGGACAGCCUGAGCCGGGAGUGCUGUGUGACAGCGGGGGGACGGGAUGGCACCGUGCGGCUCUGGAAGAUCCCUGAGGAAUCACAGCUCGUCUUUUCUGGGCACCAGGGCUCCAUCGACUGUAUCCAGCUCAUCAACGAGGAGCACAUGGUGUCUGGUGCUGAUGAUGGGUCUUUAGCCCUGUGGGGGCUGACGAAGAAGAAGCCGCUGGCGCUGGCUCGGCAGGCGCACGGAGAGCAGGACGUGCAGGGCCUGCAGCAGCCCUACUGGAUCUCAGCCGUGGCUGCCCUGCGCAACAGUGACCUCCUGGCCACAGGAUCCCACAGCGGCAGUGUGAAGCUCUGGAAGUGUGGUGAAGGAUUUCGGAAGGUGGAGCACCUCUUGGACAUCCCCUUGGUGGGUUUUGUCAACAGCCUCAAGUUCUCAGCAGCUGGUGACUUCCUGGUGGCUGGCAUCGGGCAGGAGCACCGGCUGGGACGGUGGUGGAGAAUCAAAGAAGCCAAAAACAGUAUCUGCAUCAUCCCCCUGAAGCAGAAGACCACAGCCUCCAGCCCUGAAUCCCCUGGCUGUCCCUGGACAGCCACUGUCCCUGGAGCCACUGGAGCAGGUCAUUCUGUCCCUGUAGCUGUGCCUCCCAUCCUUGAUGCAGCCACCACUGUGGUCAGCAGGAUGUGAGUGGGGGUUGUCCCCUGAUUCUGCUGGCCCCCAUGUCUUGAUGUGGCUCUGCCCUCUGCGAGGGUCUGUUGCUUUCUGUCAGGUUUUGCUGUGCCUGAGCUCUGGAACAAUCCAUUUUGUAAAAAAAAACAACACCAAAACCACUUUAUUUACAUAAAUUACAAAAAAAAAAAAUCA
Messenger RNA from Vidua chalybeata, 1890 nucleotides. It is a transcript of the gene RRP9, whose product is annotated as ribosomal RNA processing 9, U3 small nucleolar RNA binding protein. The record is from RefSeq and is a predicted model, not a curated record. The coding region runs from base 13 to 1713 and encodes 566 amino acids. Gene Ontology annotation, cellular component: small-subunit processome. The transcript has 15 exons. Gene Ontology annotation, molecular function: protein binding; snoRNA binding. NCBI's taxonomy places the organism in Eukaryota, Metazoa, Chordata, Aves, Passeriformes, Viduidae.